Messenger RNA from Gigantopelta aegis, 10844 nucleotides. RefSeq names its product eIF-2-alpha kinase activator GCN1-like. Lineage: Eukaryota; Metazoa; Mollusca; Gastropoda; Neomphalida; Peltospiridae. Gene Ontology annotation, molecular function: protein binding; protein kinase regulator activity. Bases 89 to 8128 code for a protein of 2679 amino acids. Gene Ontology annotation, cellular component: cytosol. The record is from RefSeq and is a predicted model, not a curated record. Gene Ontology annotation, biological process: cellular response to amino acid starvation; regulation of translation. The transcript has 51 exons.
UGCAUUAAUGUGCGAUCUCUUGACUGAACACGUGGCUUUCGAAUAUCACAGUUUUAGCGCCAAUUGAUGGUUUAACGCUUCAGUAAGAAUGGCAACAACAUCCCCAAAUACCGAAAUCCUGAAAACAUUUGCCCAGAAAUUGACCACCCCAAGUACCAAGGAAAGAAUACGCAUUUUACGUGACGUUAAAGAUUGUGUUCAAACAAAUGUUUUACCAGAUGCUGCCAUUAAAGGGAUAUCAAAGUACCUUGUGUUGUCUCUUGGCCGUUACCGAGAUGGACGCUCUCUGAAAGCUGUGUCAGAUUUAGUCCAAACACUUGCAGAGAAAUAUCCAGAUCUAACAUUAAAGAGCAUCCAGUCUUCCCUCAACAGCUUUGCUGAGGCGCAAAAGAAAAUUGUUCUAGCAUGUCGAAGUUCAUCUGGAGAAGCUUUGGUUGCUCUAACGUGGACAUGCAUCAGUCUAAAACAGGCGUUUGUUUGUUCAACAGUGUCUUCCAGCAUGCUCAAACAGAUGGUGGGUUUACAGACACUGUUGAUCUAUGGAGCUCUUGCUGCUGGAAAUAGCGUAAUUAACCAAUCAACAUUCAGGAAGAUGAAACACAUCUGGUCUCAUUCUGCCGAGACGGUAAAAGAUUACACUGCAGCACUGGUAGAGGUAGAGCCAGCUCUGUUUAACUUUUCCUGUAUUGGUCUGGUCAUGAAAUAUCUGUCCCUGGUGAAAGAAGCUGAGAUAAUAAACAAACACAAGAAUGCUUUCCUCGAGCAGUAUUUGAAGCAGGUUUUAGCUAGCAGAACCAAACCACCUGUUCACAUUCUGGAAAGUUGCUCACAAUUGUUGAGGCAGUGCACCCAUGAUGAUUUCCGAAAUCUGAUUCUACCAGCUGUCAAGAAAUCUAUGCUCAGAAGUCCAGAAAUAUGCCUGGAAACUGUGGGGUACUUGAUCAAGGGUUUGAAGAUAGAUCUCAGUCAGUAUACAGCAGACUUGAUCAAGUUACUGGGAGUUCAACUUUGCUCGAAAGACGAGACGACAAAGAAAGAGGCACUUCAGGCUGUGAAGAAUCUGGCUAGUCAAUGCAGUGAUCCAGGCGCCAUAGAACAGAUGAUUUCACACGUGUUUGGAGUACUGGGCGGGUCUGAAGUGAAGCUGACGCUGACCGAUCAGAAGGUUUGUGUCCUGCAGGCGAUUGGUAACUUGUUCUACAACACCGUCAGUGGUACUACGUCACUACAGAAUCUCAGCACUACAGUCACCGAGCUCUUCCUCCCAACUCUGCAGCAGGAAGUACAUGAGGGUACUCUGGUACACACACUGGCCAUGCUGUCACUCUGGUGUACAAAGUUCUACACCCACGUUCCAGAGAAGCUGAUCCAGUGGUUCAAGAAAGGAAUAUCUCUGAAAACUUCAACAUCUGCUGUGCGAAAUGCAUACAUCCUUUGCAUGAAUGCAUCAUUUCAUGGUGAUACUCUGCUCCAGGCUUCUGAAGUUCUGCCUAUCCUCAUUCAGACAGUGGAGAAAGCCAGUAAACAACCGAGUCAGUCACAACUUGUUACCGAGGCCAUCUCCGCAGCAAACAUUCUAGUCAGACUCUCAUUGGUUGAUAUUGAUACAGAAUCAAAGCUUUCAUCAUUCUGGAGUACAGUGCUGGAUGAAAAGAAACAGUUGCUGAACAACAUGAAGUUUAUGUCUCAGGCUUCUGAUGAAACUCUUCAAAACUUGGUGACUCUUUCUGAGCGACUUAUUCUAGAGUUUCCCCAGUUGAUGACAGAAUCUGUAUCGAGGCCUUACUACAAAAUUCUGGUGUUUUGCCUGACAAGAAAAUCGUGGGGUGUUCGAAAACACACUCGAAGCAGUAUUAAUCGUAUUCUCAGCCUGCUGGGAGGAGCGACCAUUUGUCUUUCACUUAUUGAAGAAUUCAAAACCAUCCUGCAGACACAGACACUUGCAGAUUUUGAAAGGAACAAGUCUGGUGAUGACGAUGUUAAAGAAAAUGGCGUUUCACCGGACGUAGGAAGUGUGAUCCAGCCACGUAUUAUUGCUGACGCUCUGUUGACGAUUUGUGCUGUGGAGAAAGCUGAUGUCAAAGAUGCAGAAUCUAUUGCCAUGGGAACUAUUGAGAUUGCACAUCAUCCCUAUAUUGGUUUUGCCAACAACUCAGCUUGGAUUGAUAUCUUGAGAAAGCUAAAUCUGGAUCCAGCAAAUUUUGUUCGCUCCCACACCAGUGCCUGUCUGAAACACAUAAAAACUGGAGAAAAACUCACAGAGACUGUGUGUAACACUCUGGGCAUGCUAGUUGUAGUGUCACCAGACGAGGUGCUCAAGUUGAUCAUGAUUUACGUCAAAUCUCUCCUGGACAAACCCGACUACACCAACAUCACUAAGGUAGACUUCGCCAUCUUCUGCACUCCCGACGGAGAGCUCUAUGACAAGUCAAUCUUGGAAAGUGCAAAGAAAUCGGAAACGCAAGACAAAAAUGUGAGGCGAGAAAACAAGUUGUAUUCCUAUGCAGAGCAAAUGGCUGAGGUUGAGCUGAGAAAGGAAAAGAAGAUGGGCAAGAAGGAAGACAUGCCCAAGUUGACGAAGAAGCAGGAAGAACUUCUACAGGCUCAGAAAGAGAGAGAGGCUCAGACCAGGAACAGACUGCGAGGGUUUGACAAGGAGAUACAGUGUGCAUGCAGUAUUUUGUCAGUGGCCGUGAAAAGCAACCAGUACUCGAGUUGUUUCUACAUGAGGGACAUGUGCCGACUGCUGGUUCCCCUGUUACAAUCUCCUCUAGCUGCACCUACAGUAGCCCCAGUGUUUGUUCAGCUCGGACAGUCAGCUUUUGAAAACAAAUAUCUCGGUUUGAUGGUGAGCAAUGGCACUUUACGACUCAUGCAUCCUUUAUGCGAGAUCGACCCAGGGUGGACUCAAGAAAGCGAGGCAGUACAAUCCUCACGUAUUGUGGUCACGCUAGCUCAACAAACUGGUGUCAGUGACUGCCUGGAAAGUGGGGACUCUUCCAAAGACAUGUCACUUUUACCUGGCUACACGUUUGCCUUUGUUUAUUAUUUAAUACGGUGUGUGUUGUUGGAUGGAGGUCAGACUGUGAUGGGAGAUACCAAAAUCUGUUCCCUGGCUCUGGAGCUAAUUUCAAGUCAUUCCAAGAUGAGAAGUUGCCAAAACGAUGAUGGAGAUGCUGUAGCAGCGGGAAGUGAGUAUGACCCAGAGUUGUUGCCACGGAAGGAGUUGUUGAGUCUGAUACUGAAUGUUCUGAGCACCAUGGCAGGUAAAAUUCAGCAGAUAGCAGUUGAGGCUAUGUUAGCAGUGGCAGAGAGUGCAGAUGGCAGUCCAGGAACAGGCAAGGUGUCAGAAGGGGAGAUAAUUGUUCUUCUGGAAGGUCUACAAUCUCCCUGUUCGGUUGUUAGAGAUGCAUCAUUACAGUGUUUACAUGCACUGGUCAAUGUUUUACCCGAUGUGGACAGUAACUUUGAGCUUGGAUUGAAUAUUGCUAGCCGAAUCUGGAUUGCAUGCAAUGAUGAGGAAGAACACAUCCAGAAGUUGGCAGAGUGUGUCCGAGAAGAGUUGAACUUGGAAGAGCCACUUGAUGACUUACCGGCAGCGAUUGUAGAUGACAUCAUUCAUGAUGUGGAAGUUGUACGGAAAGCAGCAUCAGAGACAAUCUCCCAAGUGCUGGAAGUUCACAGUGAAUUUGUUCCAGUCAUUCUUCAACAGUUGCUUGUGAAAUACGACGAAAAGCUUUACAUGCCUCCACCGAAACUGGAUCAGUUUGGACGUCUCAUAGAAGAACAGCCACCGGACAUGUGGAGUGCCAGAUCAGGUAUUGCACUGGCACUUGCAAAAAUGGCGCCACUCGUUCCUGUGGAUGAAAUAUCCAAGCUGUUUGAAUUCUAUGUUCCCAGUGCUCUUGGAGAUCGGUCUGUGGUCGUUCGCUCACAGAUGAGAGAUGCUGCCCUUGCAGUUAUCAACGUACAUGGAAAGGACAAUGUGAACAUCUUGCUGCCAGUGUUUGAGAACUUCCUGGCCAGUGCGCCGGAUACCGCGCAGAACGACACAGUGCGACAGAGCAUUAUCAUUCUGAUGGGCACACUGGCCAAGCAUCUGGACUCCGACAAUCCUAAAGUGAAACCCAUUUUAGCUCAGCUUAUUAGUGCACUGUCCACUCCGUCACAAGAGGUCCAGGAAGCUGUUGCGAACUGCUUACCCCCGCUGGUUCCUUCCAUCAAGCAGGACGCCCCCGACCUGGUCCAGCGACUGCUGCACCUGCUGCUGGAGUCUGACAACUACGGAGAGAGGAAGGGAGCCGCGUACGGGCUGGCAGGACUCAUCAAGGGCAUGGGGCUGCUGGCCCUUAAACAGCAGAAGGUCAUGGACAUCCUCACGGUGGCCAUUCAGGACAAGAAGAACCCCAGGAAGAGAGAAGGAGCGUUGUUUGCCUUCGAGAUGCUGUGCAAUAUGUUAGGUCGUCUGUUUGAGCCGUACAUCGUCAAUAUCAUACAACACCUGCUGCUCUGUUUUGGUGAUAACAGUCAAUACGUCAGACACGCGGCUGAUGACUGUGCCAAGUCGGUGAUGCGUAACUUGAGUGCUCAUGGUGUGAAGCUAGUACUGCCUGCUCUGUUACGCGGACUGGAAGAAGACUCUUGGAGGACUAAAACAGGUUCUGUUGAGCUGCUGGGUGCCAUGGCAUUUUGUGCACCCAAACAGCUGUCUGCGUGUCUGCCCAGCAUCGUGCCCAAGCUGACGGAAGUACUGACGGACUCCCACUCCAAGGUCCAGAAAUCAGGGGCACAGGCCUUGAUGCAGAUCGGAUCGGUGAUCAGGAAUCCAGAGAUUCAAGCCAUCGUUCCAGUCCUCAUUGACGCCCUUCAGGAGCCUACCAUGAAGACGACUACAUGUCUCCAGACAUUGCUAGCCACUAAGUUCGUUCACUUCGUUGAUGCCCCAUCUCUUGCUCUCAUCAUGCCUGUGGUGGAACGUGCGUUCAAGGAUCGCACAACAGAUACUCGCAAGAUGGCCGCUCAGAUCAUGGGCAACAUGUACUCACUCACUGACCAAAAGGACUUGUCUCCCUACUUGCCCUCUGUGAUCCCUGGACUGAAGCAGUGUCUGCUGGACCCUGUGCCUGAAGUCCGCAGUGUGUCGGCACGGGCGCUCGGUGCCAUGGUGAAGGGGAUGGGGGAGAGCAGCUUCGAUGACCUGCUGCCCUGGCUCAUGGAUAAACUCGUCUCGGAAAGCAGCUCGGUCGACAGAUCAGGCGCAGCACAAGGCCUGAGUGAAGUGAUAGGUGGUGUAGGGCUGGACAAACUGAAGAAGGUCAUGCCGGACAUCAUAGCCACCGCCGAGAAAGACGACCUCGCCCCACACGUACGCGACGGCUACGUCAUGACCUAUAUCUACCUCCCCGCAACAUUUGGAAAGGACUUCGGCAUAUUCGUUGGACCCAUAUUGCCAUCCAUUCUUAAGGCUCUGGCUGACGAGUCUGAGUACGUCCGAGACACAGCACUGCGUGCCGGACAGAGAAUCAUCAACCUGUACGCCGACACGGCGAUAGAGCUGUUAUUACCAGAGAUAGAACGCGGCCUGUUUGACGACAACUGGAGGAUCAGAUACAGUUCUGUCCAGUUGCUAGGAGACCUGCUGUACAAAGUUUCAGGUGUGUCUGGCAAGAUGUCCACCGAAAGUGCAGGAGAUGAUGAUAACUUUGGAACUGACAGCCAACAAGGAUCAAUCAUGUUUGCGCUGGGAGAAGAUCGCCGGAAUCGAGUGUUGGCUGGACUGUACAUGGGUCGCUCGGACACUGCACUACUUGUUCGACAGUCGGCUCUGCACGUCUGGAAGAUCAUUGUUAGCAACACGCCCAAGAUGCUGAGAGAGAUUCUGCCCACCAUGUUCUCACUUCUGCUGGGGUGUCUAGCCAGCACCUGUCAUGACAAGAGAACAGUUGCUGCGCGUACUCUGGGUGACCUGGUGAGGAAGUUGGGUGAGCGUGUCCUCCCUGAAAUCAUCCCCAUCCUGGAACGCGGUCUGGAGUCUGAUGAGAAGGACCAGAGACAAGGAGUGUGUAUUGGGCUCAGUGAGAUCAUGGCCUCCACCAGCAAGGAACAUGUGAUGCUGUUUGCUGACAGUCUGAUUCCGACUGUUCGUCGAGCUCUGUGCGACAAGCUGCCUGAAGUGCGUGAAGCUGCUGCCUGCACGUUCGACAAUCUGCAUCACAAUAUCGGACAGAGAGCCCUCGAUGAAAUACUGCCAGACCUCCUUGAAAAAUUGGAUGAUCCCGACAUGCAUGACAUGGCUUUGGACGGCCUAACGCAGGUCAUGUCAGUCAAAAGCAAAGUUGUUCUGCCGUAUCUUGUUCCUCAGCUGACCCAGCCACCAGUAAACACAAAAGCCUUAUCCCUUCUAACAUCAGUGGCGGGUGAUGCCUUAACAAAACAUCUUGCCAAGAUCCUUCCGGCCUUGAUGUCGGCUCUUGCUGAAAAGAUUGGAACCCCGGAAGAAGAACAGGAACUGUACCACUGUAAAACUGUGGUUUUGGCGGUCGAGGAUCAGAUGGGAUUGCGAACGAUCAUGGAGGACCUGAUGAGCGCCACCAAGACAAGGGACCACAAAAUGUGCUCGGCCGCAGUGACCAUUCUCCAUGCGUUCUGCAAGCAGACAGCUCUUGACUUCUCCGACUACAUCCCACAGCUGUUCCGCACCUUGAUCGGCCUAUUCACGCGCACAGACACCGAUGUUCUGCUGUCCGCCUGGAACUGUCUGGAUGCCAUUACAAAGAAACUGGACGCCACAGAAAUGCUGCAGCACAUCACUAAUGUGAGACAGUCUGUGAGAUACGCUGUCUCGGACUUCAGUGGGUCAGAACUUCCUGGCUUCAGUAUUCCUAAGAAGGGAAUUACACCGGUGUUGCCUAUAUUCCGUGAGGGAAUUUUAAACGGUUCCCCAGAAAUGAAGGAAUCUGCAGCCAAUGGCCUGGGCGAGGUGAUCAACUACACGAGUGCCGAAGCCUUGAAACCGUCUGUAGUCAACAUUACUGGUCCUCUCAUUCGUAUCCUUGGUGACAGAUUCUCCUGGAACGUUAAGGUCGCAGUGUUGGAGACUUUGACCUUGCUCUUAGCCAAGGUGGGGAUGAUGUUGAAGCCGUUCUUGCCCCAGUUGCAGACAACGUUCCUGAAGGCCCUCAAUGACCCGCACCGUUCUGUUCGACUGAAAGCUGCGGCCGCCCUCGGCAAGCUCAUAGUGAUUCACACAAGAGUGGACCCUCUCUUUACAGAGCUCCAGUCUGGGAUCAAGAAUGCUGAAGAUACUAGUGUCAGAGACACCAUGCUGCAGGCUUUACGCUACUGUCUGAUGGGGGCAGGAGGUAAAGUAGCUGAAGGCUUGCGCAGACAGAUCACCACGCUGCUGAAGGGUUUACUCAGCGCCCCAGAAGACAGCACGAGAAUGGUGGCCGCGGGUUGCAUGGGCGAGCUCGUUAGUGUGUUACCUGAUGCUGAACUCACUGAACUUAUUAUUCAAGACCUCUUAGACCUUGAUGCGAGUUUAGACUGGACCCUCAGACAUGGUCGCAGCGUGGCUCUGGGAGUUGCCAUCAAGGAGCAUCCAGAACAGAUCUGGACUCCUGCAUUCAAAAUGAACAUCCUCAAAGCUGUGGGACAACUGGCGGUGGCUGAUAGAAUUCCUAUCUGCCUCAGUGGUUUGAGAUGUGCAGGAUAUAUAAUGAGACAUCAGCUAAAAUCAGCAGAGGAGAUUUCUGUAGAUUUAAUUGGCCUGUUAAACAAGGGAAUGAAACACGAUUCGAACGACGUCAAACAACUCAUUGGACAGAUAGUAAUCUGGAUUGCUCAGAGCUUUCCAAACAUGCUUCCAUCCGACUUGAUUCGACAACUCAUUCCACUGCUUGUGAAUGGAACCAAAGAGAGGAACACCCUCGUCAGGGCAAACAGCGAGUUGGCUCUGGUGGCCUUGCUACAUCUUAGGGACAGUGAAAAGGGAUUUCAGGAUUGUCUGUCAUCUCUUGAUACUGGUAUGCAAGAUUCACUUCGCGAAGUACUCACCAAGAGUUUGAAGAAACACAUCACCCAAACAGAGCCUCGGCGAGAGGAAAUUGACGACACACUUCUUACUUGACACCAACCAAUCAAACAGCCUGACCUACUAACUGUGUGUGGAGGAAUAAUGAUGGGAAAAACUGUUACAAUGAUAAUAGCAUCAAUAAUGUGAAAGAUGAAAAAAGAUUCAUAAUGAUAAUAAUGUCAGUAUUGUUAAUGAUGGAAACAAAACUUUCAUAAUAAUAGUGUCAGCAUUGUUUUAAAAAAACAAAUUUAAACUCUCAUUACUAAUACAUGUACUAAUAGUGUGAAUAAUGUUAAAGAUGGGAAAAUCUCAUGAUGAUAAUGUCAGUUAGUAAUAUUAAAGAUGAAAACCCAAUUAAGAGUAAUCAGUGUGUUAUGUUUAAAAUGUUGUCAUGUUUGUUUUCAGUAUACAAUGACAGGUGAUGAUUAUACACGAUAGAUGAAAAUACAAAUGGUGAGAAAUCGUCAGAUUUUAUCCUUCUAGAGACAUAUUCACAGAUAACUGGAUUUCUAAAAUUCUAUGGUGUUAUUGUGUUAUUUCAGACAAAUGCUUUGUGGUUUUGAUGGAUUUGAAUAAAACAAAAAAAUCGGCCAAAGUUCAAAAUUACUAUGUUAAACAUAUUUAAGUGAAGUUCAGAAUGUUGUUUUACAUUAUUAUAUAAAUAUAAUUUCUUGUCCAUUUCUUUGUUUUCGCAUUUUUUCUGACUAAACCUGUAUCCUAGAAUUAGACUUUACCUUGAAUCCAAGCUGACAAGGUUUUACUUGACAAUAGUUAACUUUAAACUGUGGAUACAUGAAACUUAACAUGUUGAAACUGAGAGCUAACCUACUUUCUGUCUGGUAUAUUAGAGUGUAAAAAUACAUACAGCCUUGGAGUUUACAUUUUGUGUUAUAGUACAAUUAGUCUAUUCUAGUGUUUGUUGCAUAUCAUGAUAAUCAUCAUUCUGAUUUUUAAAAUAUGUAUAUUGUAUCCAGUAUCAUUCAAGUUGUUUCUUUAAAGUACUCUAUUGACUACAGAUAAUGAAGCUAUCUUAGCGCUACAAUAUCUUAGGCUAUGAAAUCACUACAACACAUGCCAUAGCCUAUGCUACUUUUACGAUACCAUAAUCAUAAGAUAGCUUCAAAAAUCUGGACCCUCAUUUAGGGUCUCUACGAGUACUCGGGCACGGGCCGAGUCUAGCAAGACUCAAGUCCGUUUACAGGUCUCGAGUACCCGUGCAAGGAAGAGCACUAUCAUUUAAUUAUAUAACUUUUACUUCACUUUGCCAUAUGCUUGCCGCCGGUUACGUUAUAGGGGUAUGAGACAUGGAAGGAAAGCAAAAAUCGAAUGUGUAACAUGCAAUGCAAUGGCCUUAUUUGGCAUCCAUGUUCAGUGCUGGAAUUAAGAUUUUAUUUUAUUCCUUAGUCUCAUUCUCAUCUAGUGUAAGUGUCGGGUACUCUGGUCCAGGUCGGAUUUGACCCUUGAGUACUCGAGUCCAAUAUUUCAGACUCGUGGAAACCCUACCCUGAUUGGCUAAUCUGUCCUUAUUCAUUACAUUGCACUAGUGUUGGAAUUGCUUCUUACUAAAUGCUAAUGCAGACUGCACGCCGAGGAGACUCGAACAAGUCAAGAUGAAGACUGUUUCUGAUGAUUUUUAGGAUCAUGUGGAGCCGUUCUUGAGCAUCUUGUCUCCUAGCAACUGUCUUGAUAGAUCUUAGACCCUGUUAGAGAUGAAGUUUAAAGUACGCUAACAGUUUUAUUCUUUAAUGUAGAGUGAUUUUUAUUAUGAUUUUGUUACAAGAUACUGGGUAGUUGAAAAAAUUACUAAUACAUGUAAUAGUAAAUAUGUGAAUUUUAAAGACAUUUUAAAAUGAAUUAUUUUCAUAAUAAAAAAAAUAAUAAAAAAGAAACUACAUAUAUUUACAGAUAUUAUUUGAAAGUUUUGCUUAAAUCAAAAUUGAAUUUAGUACAUUUAAUCACAUAUAUACUUAAUGAAAAAGUAUUGAAAUUGUAUAUGUCUAACCGUGAGCACAUUUUGAAAAAAAAAAAUGUUUGAUUGUUGAGAUUCACUCCACGUAUAUGGAUGCCCACUCAAAGCUAGUUACAUGUACGUGUAUGUGACUGAAAAAGACCACACAGUGAGAAGAUUAGAAUAGAGCUGAUUAAAAAAACUAAAAAACAUUAAUUUGUCUUAUGCUUAAAAACCUGUUAUGCUUCCACCAGUGGGGGUGUUAAAAACAGCUGCUUAAGAGAAGUGGCUGCUUAACACAGGUCAGGUUGUACUAGACAGUGAUUUUGGAAAAUAAUAACCUGUCCUCUUGAAGCCAGAGGACUAGUUAAUGCAAGUGGCUGCUUGGUAAGGUUUGACAUCCAACCAUUAAUAUGUAAUGUUUAAAUUUCUGAACAUGUGGGAUAUAACUUGAUAUCCUACCACAUUAAAAAAACUAAUUUAAAAUUUUGUUUUUAAUUUAAAGACAAUGUGUUUAAAUUCAUUUGGCAUUUCUUUCUGUUUUUGUUUGUGUCAGAUUACUGGUAUUUAUUAAAUAUAAUGUUAUAUAUGCAAUAAUCAUGAUGGUUUUCUUUUACGGUGUUUGUCUGGAUUUAAUAUCACAUUUUCUUUCUUUUCUGUGAAAUAUUGUGUUAAAUUCUGGUUUCUAGUUGCUUUGUGACACAGCAGUUUGUUUUGUACGUGUUGAGUGAUAAACAUUUACUGAUUUAUUGUGCACAAAAUAUCACUGGUGUACAUAACAGUAAACAUGUAUAAAUCUAUAAUAAUAAAUAUUGAAAUAUA